Messenger RNA from Eurytemora carolleeae, 2567 nucleotides. It is a transcript of the gene Adar, whose product is annotated as double-stranded RNA-specific editase 1. Gene Ontology annotation, molecular function: double-stranded RNA binding; tRNA-specific adenosine deaminase activity; double-stranded RNA adenosine deaminase activity. Gene Ontology annotation, biological process: adenosine to inosine editing; RNA processing. The transcript has 12 exons. Lineage: Eukaryota; Metazoa; Arthropoda; Copepoda; Calanoida; Temoridae. Bases 4 to 2103 code for a protein of 699 amino acids. The record is from RefSeq and is a predicted model, not a curated record. Gene Ontology annotation, cellular component: nucleolus; cytoplasm.
AUAAUGGAGCCUCCCUCCUUUAUUGCAGCUGUCAGUGACGUGAUAACAGCUGUUGAUGAUGGAUUUGUGACAGCUGUAGUUGUUCCAGAAGUCAAAACUGAACCUGCUAGUCCACAAACUGUUGUACUGAAAACUGUCAGUCCGAAAGGAAAUGGAAUUGCCAAGGAUUAUAAAUCCGAGAUGCUCACCCUGCAAGGAAAAUUCAAAGAGGAAGUUAAGACAAGUUCAGGAAAGAACGGAACUACGGAGAAAUGUAACCCCGGAGAGAAAAGGAAAGCGAUGUUUCCAGAACUAUUUUCCUCCGGAGCAAAGAAGACCAAGACUGGACCAGUUCAGCCUAAGAAUGCUUGCGUUGCCUUGAACGAAUAUAAACCUGGACUAGAAUAUGUUCUAGUGGAUCAGAUUGGACCUGUACAUGAUCCUAAGUUUAUAAUGAAAGUUUGCGUGAAUAGCAAGGAUUUCACUGGAGAAGGAAGAACCAAAAAACAGGCCAAGCAGGCUGCAGCGGAGAAUGCUUUAAAAUCCAUCGUUCAGUUCAGAAAUCCUCUAGAAGCUCAGGUUGCGAUGGGUAAAGCUCCCCUGAUUGAGAACGGAAUUGACUUUACAGAAGACUCCGCCAUGGAGACCGGUCCAACAUUUGCAGGCGAAGCUAAACCUCCUCUUCAACCUGUAGUUGGGAAGGAAAAAAAAAAUCCGGAAAUCAGUCCAGCUCCGGCUUCUCCGGUAAUCAGUGAGUUUAAGAAUCCCGUGAUGAGCCUGAAUGAACUAAAACCUGGAUUGACGUAUGAGUGCUCUGAAACCGGAGCUACAGCUGCCACUAAGAGGUUUGUCACAACAGUAACCGUGGAUAAUAUCAAGUUUGAAGGAACAGGGUCAAGUAAGAAGUUCUCUAAGCAAGCCUGUGCUAGAGCUGCACUGUCUAAACUGUACGGAGUAAACUUCGUUCUGUCUCUGUCCAGUGCUUCCGCUUCCUCCGGGACGGAGAAGGUUGUAGUUGGGACGGGUAUCCCUCUCUCUAAGUUUAGUAUGGAUCAGGAGGUGGCGGAUAAAGUUGCAAAACUAGUUCUUGAGAAGUUUGAAGGACUGACGAUUGGGAAUAUGGUCGCUUCAAGAAGGAAGGUUAUUGCUGGAAUAGUUCAGAGCAAAGGAGAAAAUAUGUCAGAGCUUACUGUUGUCAGUGUUACAACAGGUACAAAGUGUAUCAACGGCGAGUAUAUGAGCGCGUCUGGAAACGGACUAAACGAUUGUCACGCAGAGAUCUUGUCCCGGAGAUGCCUCAUGAGAUAUCUUUACAGUCAGCUGGAGUUAAUCUAUGCUGAAGGAAGUAUCCCGGUAGAUUGUAUCUUAGAGAAAGGGAGUAAGGGCGGAUACAGAUUGAAACCUGAUGUAAGGUUCCAUCUUUAUAUUAACACAGCUCCUUGUGGUGAUGCCAGAAUAUUCUCCCCACAUGAAGAUCAUAAAGGUGGUUCCUCCACAAAUGACGACUCUGACCGUCAUGUGAACCGACGGUCUCGAGGUCAGCUCCGUACUAAGAUCGAGUCCGGAGAAGGAACCAUUCCGGUUACGUCCAGUGACGGUAUUCAGACCUGGGACGGAAUCAUGCACGGGUCUAGGCUACUAACUAUGUCCUGUAGCGAUAAAGUUUGCAGAUGGAAUGUUCUGGGUGUGCAGGGCGCCCUACUCUCCUACUACCUGGAGCCAAUAUAUUUUUAUUCAAUCAUCCUUGGUUCACUCUUCCAUUCAACUCAUAUGCUUAGAGCAGUUACUGGCAGGAUAAAGGAGACUGUAUCCGGACUCCCUCAACCCUACCGUCUCAAUACUCCUAAACUAAACCAUCUCUCCUCACCAGAAGCUAGGCAGCCAGGGAAGUCUCCAAACCAUAGCAUCAACUGGACUCACGGCGAUGAACGAGCUGAGAUUAUUGACGCCACCAAGGGGAAAUUGUUGGAGGGGGGAAAAGCGUCAAGAUUGUGCAAAUAUUCCCUUUUCUCCAGGNAUUGUGCUGAUUCUGUCGAGGGACACCACGCUGAGACAGCAUUUAAGAAGGCACUGCUUGGAGACUGGGUUAAGAAACCUAUGGAACAAGAUGAGUUUGAAAUCUGAUAAUUGCAAAGUAUCCUAAAACAGCGUUGGAGAAAUCCAUAUAGUUCCUGUUUUAGAUGCACAAAAUGGAAAUGUCAGUGAAACCUUUAUGCAGAAAUAUGUUUAGACCUUUUCGAAUAUUUGUUGUCAAACUCUUAACCUGACUUAACCAAUAACUAUAUCUUGAUAUGGACUUCUCAACCUGAUCUCUUAAAGUAAAAACUAAACAAAACCUAGCACAUUUUUCUGCGGAAAUACAAUCCAAACGGAUUGUUCGUAUAAAGCAUUUUUGAAGUUGGAUUUGUUGCAGAAUUUUCACGAUCCCUUACCUUUUUUAACAGAUCUCCUUUUAUACAAGAAGUAAGAUUGAACCUUAGAACGAUAUUUUAGAUAUAACCUUUGUUGUUGUUUCUGUAGAAAUUUCGAAAGUUCAGGAUGUUGUUCUCUUCUACAGUACUUUUUUAAGUUUUUGUUAAUUUCCAGAA